AUGGGAUCAUGGAUGACGGUCCGGGAGGUCCUGGGCCACCUUUCCGAUGAGCCGCUUGACCGGGUCCGGGCCGUCUAUCUCGAUGCACCCAACCCCUCCCUCACUUACAACACUGGCCCCGACCCCAGCUCUGACUCCGCUCCUUCUUCUUCACUUUUAUUCCCACCUGCAGACCAAGUUAUGGCGGCGCAAGCUCCGCAGCGAUCUCUCACGACCUUCUGGGAUGGUGUACGGCCAGAUGACAACAACGACGAGUUGGACAGAGACGGCUACCAAGGAAGCCUGACGGGUUGGACAGAGACGGAGACCAAGGAAGCCGGCGGGCUCGUCAGCAGAGACGAACGGCCAAUGACAAUGACCUCGCAGCUUCUGAGUGCCGAUUUGGUGAUCGGCUCAAGUGCGUUACUGUCUGGCCUGUUUAUGAGCUACAACUGCGGGCUCACCAAGGCCAUGGUACUUCUCAAUCUUAUGCCUCAUUGUCGCAGGUUGAACAUUUUAUUGAACGUGGUUAGAAAGCCCAUUGAGGCCAUCUGA
Molecule: messenger RNA, 534 nt
Organism: Puccinia triticina
Lineage: Eukaryota; Fungi; Basidiomycota; Pucciniomycetes; Pucciniales; Pucciniaceae
Exons: 3
Coding region: 1-534 (177 amino acids)
Source: RefSeq, a predicted model, not a curated record